GAGAAAUCAUCUGCUUUGGCAUACCAUCAUGGAAGAAACGACGCAUUCCCAUCCCAUGGAAUAUGCUCGUCUCUUCCAUCUCGGUAUCCCCUUCCCAAUGCCUUCCUCCACGGAGAAACAGCUGGAGGAGGGAAAUUUCUGGAUUAUUCAGCAUAUUGCGGGUGCGCCGAUGGCAUCAUCGCGCUUGAGGGCUCCAGCGGCGGUUUAGAAAUCAAACACCACCACCACCUACCCUUUCCAUCGGCCCCCCCUUCAGCCUUGCCUUCCUCUUUCCUACAAAUACGUCGUCAUCCCGCUGCUUGUUAAUGCGAAUGUCAUUCUUGACUCGACCUGUGAAGCUUAUUAGCGAGAUUUCUAGACGGACGAGUACCAGAUUACCUUUUCAACGCCAAAGCCGAACGAAAAACUUCAUUCCGCAGUAUCAAUUCCAGAACACAUAUACACGAAGAGCUUUUAGUGGAACGAUUGUAAAGAUGGGUGUUCAUAAUAUCAGCACGUAUGUUUUCUUUUCCCCUCUUUGCUUGAUGAUGAGGGUAGAUGAUGGCAGAUAUGGUGGUCGUGAAGAGUGGGAGUUGCAGAGAUGCGAUGCUGAUAUCACAAUAGUGCAGAGGAAUGGAAGGCCUGUCUCAAGGAGAAGAAGAUCGUGAUUCUCGAUUGCUUCGCAACAUGGUGCGGUCCUUGCAAGGUCAUUGCUCCUACCGUCGUCAAGUAUGUAUUCCCAUCCCAUCAACCUCAUCACCCCUCAUCAAGAUUUAUUGCUCACACCGUUGUUUGUUCCCAGGUUCUCCGAUGAAUUCCCCUCCAUACACUUCGUCAAGAUCGACGUCGACGAGGUCCCGGAUGUUGCUCAGGAACUCGGUGUUCGUGCCAUGCCUACCUUCCUCAUCUUCAAGGAUGGCGAGAAGGUUGGUGAGGUUGUUGGUGCGAACCCGCAGGUUUUGAGGACUGCUGUAGAGAAGAUUGCUGCUGGGUAAAUUACUCUUCCAAGUACCUUUCUUGCCACGGGGAAACUGUUGGGGAUGGAUAGAAGAAAUGGGGUUGUACGAUGGAUAUCUUGAUUCUCGCUGAGGGAGGAAGGUAAAUGGGGUGAUGGUUGAUAUAGGUGGGCUUGCCUGCUUGGUACCUAGCUAGAGAGAAAGCAAUUGAGGAUGUUUUACGA
Hymenoscyphus albidus is the source of this 1159-nucleotide messenger RNA. The record is from the annotation of a GenBank genome assembly. NCBI's taxonomy places the organism in Eukaryota, Fungi, Ascomycota, Leotiomycetes, Helotiales, Helotiaceae.